GCAACCUGCCGCUGCCAAGGGCUGGGCCUUCCACGCUCCAGGUCGGUGAGAGGUGAGCUAGUAAGCUAGACGGACACGUGAGUAGGAGGAACGCGAGACACGCAAGCUUCAGACUUGGUCGCACAUCCGUCCAUUGGUUCCUCGCAAAGCAGUGAUGAACUGCGAGCAGACGCUUCACGUCUAGCGGUGACGGUGUAUUGUUUACUAUUCUCGUGAUUUCGAAAUCCGCAAGACGCAUGGGGACGCAUCGCACUGCCGUCUGCCGUCUGCGACGGCCGCAACAGUGCAGCUCGCCCACCUGCGUGCUGCUCGCGAGUCUGUUGUGCUUGGCCGCGGUUCGCGCGGCUUCCAUUGGCGUGGGGCAAGCAGCGCGGCAGUCGCGGUACUUCCUUCUCCCCGGCAACCCCUACAACGCCAAGUGCCUCGACGGCAGCCCGCCCGCGUACCAGUACCGGCCCGGCUACGGCGCCGCCAGCCAGUCGUGGCACAUCCACCUGCCGGGGGGCGGCUGGUGCUCCUCCCUAGAGAAGUGCUUAGAGCGCGCCAACACCAAGCUCGGGUCCACACGUGGCUUGCAACGACUGGCUGGCGGCGUGCCAACGGGGCAAAGCGCAAGCCGCAGCAGCAGCAGGGCGAGCAACGAUAAUGGCGACCCCGACGCUCCCCCGCGCGGCAUAACGAGUCCCGACGCGGCGACGAACCCCGUCUUCCACAACUGGCACCUCGUGCGCCCCGUGUACUGCGACGGCGGGGGCUUCGCGGGGCGCGCGGGGUACAGGGCGGCAGCGAACGGCAGCGCGGGCGCGGGCGUGCACCUGGACGGGUGGCGCGUCAUCCACGCCAUCCUCGCCGAUCUGCGCGCCAACCGCGGCAUGACGGCGCCGGCGCGCAUCGUGCUGUCGGGCAGCUCGGCCGGCGGGCAGGCGGUGGUGACGCUGUGCGACCUCAUGCCGCUGCUCUUCCCGCGCGCGCUCGUCAAGUGCAUCAUGGACGCGGGGCUCUUCGUCGACGCGGAGGACCGCACGAAUCGGCGCGCUUUUGCAGCGAUGGUGAGGGCCACGGUGGGGCUGCACCAGAUGCGGAUCAACUGGCAGUGCAGCCAAGCCAUCCCGCCCCCCAACCAGUGGCGGUGCUUCUUCCCGCACCAGGCGCUGCGCCACGUGGCGUCGCCGGUGCUGGUGGUGAACUCGCUGUUUGACUACCGCGCGCUCAUGCUGGGCAACCAGCUGCCCGCCAACCAGGCGCGGGCCACGGCGUGCCUGCAGCAGAUCGCGCGCGAGGGCGGCACGGACCUGCUCAAGUCCAUCAAGACCCAGCGCUGGCGCCAAGAACCGUCGGCGCUGGCGGAGAUUCAGACUGGAGGGGUGCUGACGGGAGGCGGCUAUAGGGGGGGAGAUUUGGGUAACAGGUUGACGAGCACUGUCGAGGAAGGGGACAGUCCUGGUAGUGGGGCAGGGAGGCGAAAAGAAGCCAAGGGGGCAGCUGGAGGGUCAGGGGAGAAGGGGAUGAGGGGAACAGGAGGGGUGGAAGCAGCAGCAGCAAGGUCUGUGUGUGACCCUGCAGAGCACCGGGCGGUGCUGAAUGUGGCGUGGCAGAUGAUUCAAUACACCGAUGCCGCUCACCUGGAGCUGGGACCCACUGUCAGCACAUUCGUCACUCCAGCCAUCGCGCACUGCGCACUCACUAGCCCAAAAUGGGACUCGCUAACUGAUAAAGGCGUCACUCUUAGAGAUGCAGUCACUAGAUGGUAUAGGAGGCCUCUAUGAUGAUUCCGUGUACCUCAUGAAUGUGCUUUAUUGUUGUACCUAUCCAUCAUUGUAUUAUAUUGCGCUCAUUACUCCAAGCU
Closterium sp. NIES-67 is the source of this 1846-nucleotide messenger RNA. Lineage: Eukaryota; Viridiplantae; Streptophyta; Zygnematophyceae; Desmidiales; Closteriaceae. The record is from the annotation of a GenBank genome assembly.